Sycon ciliatum is the source of this 3138-nucleotide messenger RNA. RefSeq lists its product as uncharacterized. Gene Ontology annotation, biological process: DNA integration. Gene Ontology annotation, molecular function: nucleic acid binding. The transcript has a single exon. Lineage: Eukaryota; Metazoa; Porifera; Calcarea; Leucosolenida; Sycettidae. The coding region runs from base 1 to 3138 and encodes 1045 amino acids. The record is from RefSeq and is a predicted model, not a curated record.
AUGAGUGACAGAGCUGUAGCACCGUACACUACGCCUGUCGAGCUAAAUGGGGUCCAGGUGCACUUGGAAAUUGAUACCGGUAGCACCGUCACACUGCUAGGAAAAAAUGAUUUUCUGAAAUGCAAUGGCUCCGUGUCUGAGCUGGUACCGUCCAGCAUCACCCUAUCUACAUACACAGGAAAUCCAAUCAAAUGUCUGGGUGAAAUCGAAAUGAAAAUGGCUUUGGGUGGUGUAGAGGAGAAUGUUCUGGUCAGAGUUAUUGAAUGUGAUGGUCCUUCUCUCUUAGGCCGGGGUGUCUUGUCCAGAUUUACUUUGCCAUGGAAAUCUAUAUUCAAAGUGGGCACUGGCGGGCAAUCCACUACCGAUUUCGUUAAGAAAUACCCGAAUCUGUUUGACAACUCCACUGUGGGUACGGUGCAAGGGGUGCAAGUAAAGCUGCACGUGUCAGAUGAACAACCGGUCUACAAACGAGCAAGACCAGUACCUCUAGCAAUUCGACAGCGGUACAUCGACGCGUUGAACAAACUCGAGGCUGAUGGGGUGAUUGAGAAAGUGACGCAUUCCGAAUGGGCCUCACCAACGGUACAAGUAGAGAAACCAGGAGGAGGAUUACGGAUUUGCGCAGAUUACAGUGGGACUAUUAACAAGCAUUCAGAAUGUGAACAGUACCCACUCCCCACCCUCGAGGAAUUGUUGCACAAGUUGGGCCCGGGAGGGAAGUUUACCAAACUCGACUUGUCCCAAGCAUACCACCAGCUAGAGGUAGCACCGGAAAGCAGGAAAUACACCACCAUCAACACAAUUCAGGGCCUGUACCAGUACAAACGCUUACCGUUUGGUUUCCACAGUGCCGUAUCCAUUUUCCAAAGGGUAAUGGAAGAAACCUUGGUUGCGCUACCAGGCAGCGGCGGGUACAUUGAUGAUGUGCUGUGUACCGGGGAAAAUGAUGAAAUCCAUGAGGAAAACGUGGACCGGGUACUCCAUCGACUGGAUGAGAAAGGUUUCAAAUUGAAUCCGGAGAAAUUCUGUUACAUGGCUGAGGCACUCUCUUACUUAGGUCACACGAUCAGUGGGCAGGGCGUCUCCCCUUCAACAGCCAGGAUACAGGCACUGAAAAUGGCCAAACCACCACAGAAUGUUGCCGAAUUGCAAUCUUUCAUCGGUUCUGCAAAUUUCGUGCGGAAGUUUGUGCCUCAUUUCGCAGAAAUUGCAGCUCCUUUGUACGACCUCUUGAAAAAGGGUGGGAAAUGGCACUGGGAGACCACUCACGAGCAAGCUUUUGGCAAAUUGAAAGAUGCUAUGUGUUCAGAAGCCCUACUGGCACACUAUGAUUUACAAAGGCCAACAGUGUUGCAAGUUGAUGCUUCGGGAGGGGGCCUUGGCGCAGUCCUACUGCAGAAGCAGGAGAAUGGCGAAUUACGACCGAUCGCAUUCAUGUCGCGUAAGCUGACCCCAGCAGAGUCACGCUAUGCUCAAAUUGAAAGAGAAGCAUUGGCUGUGGUGUUCGGAGUGACCAAAUUUCGCCAGUACCUACUCGGUAGAGAGUUCAUAGUGGUCACUGAUCAUCGGCCACUCUUGAAGUUACUGGGAAAUCACGAGGAUGUCCCCACUCUCGCCUCUAAUCGAAUCAAGAAAUGGGCAUUGCAACUGGCGGCAUAUGAUUACGAAAUGCAGUAUCUCGCGGGGAAAGAAAACGUCCAUGCGGAUUUUCUCUCGCGACAACCAAUGCAAUCUGUGUUACCGAGCGAGGAGGAGACCGUCACGGUACAGGUCUUGCUUAUCGAGAAUGACUCAAUAAUCAAAGCAGCUGUGGUGAGAGCAGAAUCGGCAAAGGAUUCUGUAUUGGCUAAAGUAAUUCGCUAUACGGUUAAUGGGUGGCCUGCUGAAAUUGAGGAAGACCUCAAGGCAUAUGCUAGCAAGAGAAUGGAAUUGUCUGUGGAGAAUGAUAUCUUGUUAUGGGACAACCGGGUGGUGAUUCCUAACUCACUUCGAAUGCUCUUGCUACGAGAUCUGCAUGCAGAGCAUUUUGGCAUGGUGAAAAGGAAGCAAGUGGCCCGGCGCUACUUGUGGUGGCCCAAUAUUGACCAGGAUAUAGAAUCUAAAGUCAAUGCGUGUUUGCAAUGCCAAGAGAAUGCCAAAUGCCCAUCGGCAAAACCCGGUGUUUGGUCAUGGCCGACGGGUCCAUGGAAACGGAUACACAUUGAUUUUGCCGGGCCAUUUCUGGGAAAAAUGUUCUUGGUGGUGGUAGAUGCUUACUCUAAGUACUUGGAUGUAAUACCCAUGGCUCAUGCAACCAGUGCGACCACGAUUUCUGCUUUACGCCAUCUGUUUUCUGUGUUUGGUUUGCCUGAGCACUUGGUUACAGAUAACGGCAGUCAGUUCACGAGUGCGGAAUUCCAGGCGUUCCUGGAUGGCAAUGGCAUUCUACACACAACAACGGCACCAGGUCAUCCAGCAACUAAUGGCCUCGCCGAACGCUACGUUGGCGUCUUCAAGCAGAAGAUGAAAGAAAUGUCGAAUACUGGUGAACCACUCAACGUCAGGCUCGACCGGUUUCUCUUAGCGCAUCGAACAACGCCGACCACCAGUGGGAAGACGCCGGCGGAGCUGUUAAUGGGCCGGCAACCGAGAAUCCGGCUCAGUGCAUUGCGGCAGUCUGAGAGUCAUCGGCAGGUCAAGGUGUACCAGGAGAGCUUGACUACGCCAAAGUUUAACACCGGUGACGCUGUGUUCGCCCUGAACUUUGGUCGUGGAGCAACUUGGGUACCAGCUACUGUAGUGCAUGUCCACAGCCCUCACAGUUUCGGAGUACAGGUGGAUGAUGUCAUCUGGAAGCGCCAUAGGGACCAACUAGGACCGCGGGCGGUGCAGUUUGGCCAAGUACCCGUUUCGUCUUCUGCGGACCAGGCGGUCGCACAGCUGCCUACACCGACCAGUGACCCGCCGACAGUGCUAGAUUCUCCUCUACCACUUCCGGACGCUAGCAGCAACAGUAGCACUGUCAGGCCGGAUGAUACGCUAGCCCCAGCAGCAGACGCCGUUGGAGUCGAGACGGCUCCCAGUGUUGUUGCACCGGCACCCUUGCGUCGCUCCGACCGACAUGUCUCCGCGCCCAAGCACUUGAUUGAGAACUGCUAA